ACAUGGCUGGCACACCGUGGCUUCUUCAGUUUCUUUCACGUUAAAUCUUGUUUUUUCCUCACCGUGCAUGUUUAUCAGGCCCUGUUCGGAUGUGCUGUGAUGUCGGAUAAGCGUCAGCGUGCCAGAGUGCAGGGCUCCUGGGCCAAACAGCUGCCCAAACAUUCAGCUCCAGGAGCAGCUGCAGUACGUAGCAACCACCAGUCCACAAGUGCCAAGCCAGCUCCGGGGUCUUGGAAAUUUGGACCUCAGAACGCAUCCAAAAAUGUUGAGUUCCAUCAACCGACAAAGCCUGUUCGAGAUGUUCCUCCUGAGAGGGUGAUAGAGCAAGCAGGCGAUUAUGAGAUCAGUCAUGGACCGUCAGGGGUAUCCAGACUUCGGCUGCUGCCUGGAUUCCUUCCUCCAGAAGAGGCAGACUGGAUGUUCAGCAAGCUGCUCGCAGAGCUUCCCUGGUCCCAGAAGACAAACUACAGACAGGGUGAGGCGUACGAGGAGCCCAGGCUCACCUGCUGGUUCGGAGAGCUGCCGUACACCUACGCCCGCUCCACCAUGGACGCCAACACACAGUGGCAUCCGUUGCUCGUGACUCUCCGUGCGGCCGUGGAGCAGCGGAGCGGAUGCAGCUUCAACUCCCUGCUGUGCAACCUGUACCGCGACGGCCGCGACAGCAUCGGCUGGCACAGUGACGACGAGGCCUCUCUGGGUCCGCGGCCCGCCAUCGCCUCCCUCAGCCUGGGCGACACCCGAGUGUUCAGCCUCCGCAAGCAGCCUCCGCCGGAGGAGAACGGCGACUACACCUACGUGGAGAGGAUUCGGGUUCCUCUGAGUCACGGGACCCUUCUGCUGAUGGAAGGCGCCACGCAGGAUGACUGGCAGCAUCAGGUGGCCAAAGAGUACCAUGACAGAGGCCCACGCGUCAACCUGACCUUCAGAACCAUCCGCCCGGAGCCGGAGGGCCACCGACCGGGCACCAAGAUGAGAUUCGCAGCAACACAGCCGUAAAUUCCCUCCCGGUCGGGUACUUUCGGGAGAGGACGCCACAUUUUGAACACACAGGUCUGAGGCAGACGGUGUGAGAGGCAGGCGAGAUAAGAAAUGCUCGAGCAUAAAGACGCUGCCUUCUCAUUGAGCUUGGAAGCAAUUUGAGCCGAUUACAGCGAGUCGAGCCGUCACGUCAGUGAGUCACAGGCUCCAGCGUGAAUGACGGCUGCUCUCAAAGGUAAACGGGCAAAUUUUCUGCUCUGUCUGAAUCCGCCGACCGAGCCUCGAUGGCAGUGAAGUCGUGGAGAGUCGUGAUGGGAAGACGUUGGUGCUUUCAGAGAAGCGCCGCAUGUUCCGUUAGUGUCGGAUCUUCCUGCAGCUCUGACUCACUGUGUUUAAAAACAAGUGUUCUCCUCGUCCCGACGGUUUUUGGCAUAUUUGUGAAAAGUUCUUACUUAGAAGUCAAAUACAUUCUGCUAAUAUAAGUUACAAAAAUGUUUUUUUGUAGUUCACUAUAGAGAAACUGAUUCAAACUGUUGCAACUUGAAACUGUUUCCAUCUCUAUGACAGACCAUCAAUAUACAUUGUUAAGUAUAGUAACACUGAAUGAUCUGUGGCCUGUGUGUUUCUUAAUGAAGAAAACACAGUUAAAGUGGACAGAAAGUGAAGGGUUGUUUGCUUUCGAAGAGUUUUAGUGUGACGCAGGCGGUUAAAGAAGUUAUGCACGAAAUGCAAAGAUUGGGAAACUGUUGUCAGAAAUAUCUACAAUAGUCAAAUCGCUUAGUUUGAUUGACAUUUGUUGCAAAUAAUUCUUGAAUUUCUGAUUUUCUUUAAUUUUUUUUUUUUAAAGAUGGUCGAUGUAGAACACGGACAGGAACUGUUCUGCCCUGAACUGUUUGGGUUUUCUUUCUGUGUUGAAUUUUCUUAUUUGUUUUGCUGCUGUUCAAACUCAAUUCAGGCGUUUUCUUCACCG
Molecule: messenger RNA, 1951 nt
Organism: Salarias fasciatus (jewelled blenny)
Lineage: Eukaryota; Metazoa; Chordata; Actinopteri; Blenniiformes; Blenniidae
Gene: alkbh3
Product: alkB homolog 3, alpha-ketoglutarate dependent dioxygenase
Exons: 10
Coding region: 100-999 (299 amino acids)
Biological process (GO): DNA alkylation repair
Cellular component (GO): mitochondrion; nucleoplasm
Molecular function (GO): dioxygenase activity
Source: RefSeq, a predicted model, not a curated record